Messenger RNA from Prorocentrum cordatum, 3267 nucleotides. The record is from the annotation of a GenBank genome assembly. NCBI's taxonomy places the organism in Eukaryota, Dinophyceae, Prorocentrales, Prorocentraceae.
GUGUUCGUGGGGACCACCCGCCUGCAGUUCGGCUCCGAGAGGAAGGCGCACGCCUUCUGCCAGGAGCUCGCCACGAAGAUCGCCAGCGACCUGGCGGUCACGAAGUGGGACGCGUCGGCCCUGGGCGAGUUCUACCAGCAGAAGAACCCAGACGUCCAGACAUUCAUCGCCCAGACCGCAAAGCUCACCUCUCCCGAGGGGUGGACCAGGGGCACGAAGAGGGUGCUCGUCGUGGUCAUGGACUGGAAGGAGGGUGACCAGUCGCUCGCGCCGUACUCGAAGCAGGAGUCGAACCCGGUCUCCCACUACCGGAACAAGAUCUUCCCGGCUGUAGACGAGCACUUCAGGAAGAUGUCGUACGGACAGUUCGGCAUCGACGUCACGGUCGUGCCCAAGGUGGUCCGGUACACCCGCGACCGGAACCGGUACACCACGUCGGACCUCCCCUUCCCCGGGCUCUACAACGCGGCGAAGGAGUCCAUGGAGGGCUCGAUCAGCGGCUACAGCUUCGACAGCUACGAUCUUGUCUACGUGAUCGCCCCACAGGUGAGGCCGACGGGCACCAAGGGCGUGGCCUACGUGGGGCAGAAGGGCGCCAUGUGCAACGGCUGCGAGACGCUCUCCGACAACUUCAAGGUCAUGGUGGCGGUCCACGAGCUGGGACACAACCUCGGGCUGUUCCAUGCGUCCUCCACCGCCCUCGAGUACGGGAACGUGUUCGACUGGAUGGGGAACUACCCCGAUGCCCGCGUGCCGUGCUGGCCCGAGGGGGGCGGCUGCCGCGCGGGCGCCUCCGAGGGGGCCCGCAAGAAGGUGUACGCCUUCCGCAGGGGCGUCCGCCGCACCGUCGACAAGGCGGCGGCGGCGGCGGCAGCGGCGGCGGCGGCGCUUGGGCGCGCCCACAACCGCAGGCAGCUCCGGGUCGGCGACGUGGUCGACGUCGGCGAGGGCGGGGGCCUCCGGAGACGGAAGCCGCGGGAGUGGCACAUGGACCUCGCGCAGGCCCGUCGGAAGAGCGCCCUGGGCCACACCAGGCGGAGUGCAGAACUCGUCAGCGCAGUGGCCCGGGUUACCCAGACAGCCGCGCAGCAGGCUGUGACGCGUCGCUUCUCGGAGGCGAAGGCCUGUGGCGUCUCCGGCGCCCUGGAACUUCUGGCUCAGCAGUUGCAGCUGGCAUGGGCAUUUAAGGACGGUACGCUUGAGAAGGUUGAUAUUCCAGUGCCGCCUUUGUUUCUGGAAAAUGCUACCGCCUCUACGCUCUGCAGUGCAGUUGAUCGAGCCGUCCCUGCGCUGGGAUUCGAUCAAGUACCUGUUAUUGCAAAGACUGUGCCUUACGUGUUCUUGUCUUCCAUGCCGGACGCGGCGAAGUCCAACCAGAAGGGAGCCGCGGAGACCCAGAGCAAGAUAGAGAAGGUGAUGACCUACUUCAACGGGGACAUCCGGCAACGCCGGAUAGUCCACUUCGAACGAUUGACAGAUUGCAUUACGCCUCACAUGAGCCCCAUUGUGCACACGCAGGCUGAGAUUCUCAAGAUGGUAAUGUCAGAUGCCAGCGAGACCCCGUUGCGUUUAUUGUGGUACCACUUCGAUCUGGAUCCCCCACUUCUUGAGAAGGCCAAAGCGCAGUCCCUGAAAGUUCUUGUUUCAGCGUACGCUCAACAUUACUGGCGUUUUACUGUUCCCCUCAACGAUGUAGCAUUCGAAGUGAUGCGUUUCGCCGCUGGCCCCGAGUGUAAACGGAAGAUGGCGUGCCACAAGUUGUUCAAUACGAAUAUUUGUUGCCUGGAGGUUAGGCUUGGUCGCAAACUCCGAGGUCUCUGGGAUUCAGCCGACGCUAUGCUUCUGGAUUCAGAUUUCUGGGUUGCGCUGCGUAUGUUCAGCCGCAGCGCACUCUUGUGCAACAUGCAGAUAGAGCGCCUCCUGGCUCAGGUCAAGACGUCCAUCCGGCAUGCGAACCCCAUCCUCGAACGUGUAUAUGGAAAUGGGAUGCUCGCUAGAUGUCUCGGACUGCACCUCGAUGCUGGAGGACAGGACCCGCGUCUUGAUACAGAGGAGAGCAGCAGACGUUUAGGCGUCGAGUUGAUGCGGUUCGAGCGCGAGAAGAAGAAGGUCAGGACGUGCACCAAGCCUCAGUCCGCCGUCUUGUUGUACAUCAACGAGAAGGUUAGUGAUAUACGCAGGUCCACUGGCAUGUCUUACCGCGAGGCCCGACGCCGAGCAGCUGAGGACUUUCGGGCCGAGCCUCAGAGCGUCAGGGUUGCCUACCAGAACCGCGUCAACGAGAAGUACCUUGUCAGACAAGGGCAGCUCAUGGAACGUGACGAUGAAGCAGACGCUGAACACGAUAGUUUCACGCCCACGAUGGGGGGCAUCUCCUGCUACGACUUGCCUGUCGACCCGUCCGUGUUUGCAGCUGCCACUGGCCGCCCCCGGGAAGCCACUUUCAAGUCAUGGGGGCAGUGUUCCAGGGAAGCUUUCCAACAGCAGUGUUUUCAGAAAGACGAGGGCAGGAUCCCCGCUGGCGCUCGCGUCAAGAUCGAGCGCGCCUGCUUCCAGAAGCACUUCGGGGUGUGCGAGUUUGACGACAGUGGCAAGCACGACGUCAUCAUGACAUCUGGCAUUGCACUUUGGAAGUUCGUCUGGGACAAUGGGUUGGUCGGGUCGUGGGUGCACGCGUGGCUUGCCGACGGCGCGCGGACUGUCGACGGCGACGUGUCCUUGACGCUGAACUCCUCCCAGGAGUUCAACGUUUACAACCAGCACUCCCUGGUCAAGAAGCUGGUCGAGAACGUUGUGCCCCAGGACUCGCACUCCCUGUGCGCGUGCAAGGUGCUGACCGAGUUCCUCCCGGGGGAUUCGAGCAUCGGCGUCAAGCGCGCGGUGGGGAAGGGCGAGACGGUCACCUUGAUCGAGGGUCUUCUGAAGGCCGGCCCAUCCCUCGUCACUGCCCCCAUGUCCGUUCUGUCUUGUCAGGGUGGUGGGCUCGAUUUGUGGGCCCUUGAGGGUAAGCCCCCUCCACGACCAGAAGACACCGCGUCGCUUGGCGACAUGUGCGAGCCUGGCAGCAAGCAGGCCAGACUCUUCGAGUUAUUCCAUGCGAGCUUCAGGAAUAUCGGAGCUGGUCUGACAGGCAGCGCGCUUGCUGGUGGCUCUGAGGAGUUCUUAAGCGAGUUGCCGGAGCUAUCUGAUGGAGACAAGUCAUUUCACAGCGACGGUUGUGAGGACGCUGCAGGCGUGGCAUCCCCACAGGGUCGGUGCGCCGGAUGA